Messenger RNA from Baudoinia panamericana UAMH 10762, 288 nucleotides. RefSeq lists its product as uncharacterized. Bases 1 to 288 code for a protein of 95 amino acids. The transcript is spliced from 3 exons. NCBI's taxonomy places the organism in Eukaryota, Fungi, Ascomycota, Dothideomycetes, Mycosphaerellales, Teratosphaeriaceae. Gene Ontology annotation, cellular component: mitochondrion. The record is from RefSeq and is a predicted model, not a curated record.
AUGACGGUCGUGGAAGCUGUCAAGGAGGCCGUCGGGCUGGGCGAUCAUGGGCUUACAGAAGCCACGAGGGAGGAGAUGUCCGCCGCCCGAGUACCCCUACCAUACCGUGACUCCUGCGCCCACCUGCUCAUCCCACUCAACAAAUGCCGAUACGAUAACUAUUUCAUGCCGUGGACGUGUAUGGAUGAGAGACACAGCUACGAGAAGUGUCAAUACGACGAGUUUAAGCUGCGGGUGAAGAAGAUGGACGAGAUACGAGCAGAGAAGGGUGGUGCUCGAAGUAAUUAA